AUGUCCUACGGCGGCGACGACUCCUCCAUCCCGGACAAGCUCCGGCUCGACUACGCGCCCACCAGCCGCGCGUCCUGCAAGGGCUGCGGCCGCGGCAUCGGUCAGGGCGAGGUCCGCUGCGGCGUCAAGGUGCGCUCGCAGUGGCACGACGGCUUCGACAUGCACUUCCACCACGUGGCGUGCGCCCCCAAGGCCUCCGGGCCCGGCGCCUUCAAGGGCGUGCAGCGGCUGCGCUGGGCCGAUCAGGCGGCGCUCGCCGACGCCCUCAAGAUGCCGCUCGAUGAGAGCAAGCCGGCGGUGAAGAAGGCGAAGCGGCUCAACGAGCUGGUCUGGGGCGUGGUCGACAAGGUGGCGAGCGUGCCCAAAAAACAGCUGCGCGAGGCGCUCGAGGAGAACGAUCGCUUCAUCACCGACAAGAUGUCGCCCGCCGAGCUCGCCUACAUGAUUGGCGACUCGCUCGUGUCCGGGCUGCUUCCGCCGUGCCCGUUCUGCGAGUGCAAUGCCCUGGUGGGGGAGGGCGGGAUGAUCCGCUGCGCCGGCUUCGCCGCCGGCACCACCUCCUGCCGCUUCUCGCUCGUCCUCGACUCCGUCUUUGACGAGCCGCUCGGCUCGGAAGAGAUGCGCGGCCGCACCAAGCGAGCGGGCGUGUUUGAGCCCACGCAGCCGCUCGCGCGCGCGCUCAAGGACUGGUCGCCGCCGAAGGACGCGCCGGUGCUGGCGCUCGCUCCGGCAGCCGGUGCGGCCGGCGGCAGCGCCGCCGCCGGCCCGAGCGGCGUCAACAUCCAAGGCAGCGGUACGGACGUCCAAGGCGGGGGCCCCAACGUCGAGCCGUUCCAUGGCGAUCUGCAUGGUGAUAUCGACUCGGGGGACGACGAGGAGCUGGACGGGUCGUGCGACGCAAAGUACGUGAUGGCGGGGCUCGUCGUGGCGUCGGUCGGCUCGACGACGCCCAAGGCCGAGGAGAUCCAGUCCAUCGUCGAGGCGCACGGCGGCGAGUGGGUCUCGGGCUCCAUCGGCGACGGCCGCUCGGUCUCCAUCCUGGUCUCGACCGAGGCGGAGGCGGCCAAGAAGAAGCCGUCGGCAAAGUUCGCGGCGGCGGCCAAGGCGGGCGUGCCGGCCGUCUCUGCCGACUACAUCCUCGCGCUCGCGGGCUUGCCGCCCGCGACCGGCUCCAGCAAGAGCACCGGCAAGAGCACGGGCAAGAGCGGCGGCGGCGGCAAGAGCGGCGGCGGCAAGAGCGGCGGCAAGGCGCGCGGCAAGCGCGCGGCGGCGGCGAUCGACCUGACGGGGGACAGCAGCGACGAGGAGGCGGCCGAGGCGGACGCGCCGAUGAGCGAGGCGGAGCUGGCCGCCGAGCAGGUGAGCGGCAUGCGCGUGCCGGAGCUGCGCGCGGAGCUCGAGACGCGCGGGCUCGCGACGGGCGGAAACAAGCCGCAGCUCGUGCAGCGGCUGCGGCAGGCGGUGCAGGCGGAGGAGGCGGCGCGCUCCGAGCAGGCGUACGACGCGGCGCAGGCGACAGGCGCGCCGUCCGAGGCGGCCGCUGCGCCCCCGAGCAAGAGGGCAAAGACCGGCGCGUCCUCCUCCGCCGCCUCGUCGGCGGCGGGCGCGAGCGGCGGCGCCCCCGCCGCGGCGCGGGCGGGCGCGAGCGGGCUGGUGCUGCGGCGGCGGCGCGAGAUGGCGGCGUACCUCCUCGACCCGGACGGAGAGCGCGGGCCCCCGCUGCCCUUUCUGAAGGGUUCGAUCACGAGGGCGCAGCUUGCCGAGAAGCGCAAGGCCAAGUCGAGCAAGGGGCCUCGCAAGGUGCUGCCGCUCGUCGCUCAGGGCUCCGCUCUCGCGACGGCGUGGCAUUCGGUCCUCAACGCGGUCGACCUCGCCGACGGCACAAACAAGUACUACAAGAUGCAGCUGCUGCAGACGGGCUCCUCGUAUUGCGUCUACCGCGCGUGGGGCCGCGUCGGCGGCGGCGGCGCGGGCGGCAAGUCAGGCGGAGGCAAGAGCAAGUCGGUGCCGGGCUACCUCAACUCGGACGUCGUCCACGAGCACGGCGUCGACCUCGACGGCGCCAAGAAGGAGUUUCGCGAACAGUUCAAGAAGCUCGCCAAGUGCGACUUUGAGUGGUGCGAGCCGCCGGUGCAGCACCCUAGCGGGUACGCGGUCACGCUGCUGCCGGGCCAGCUCUCCGACGAGGCGACGGGCGAGGCGGCGGCGGGCGGCGGCGGCAAGUCGGCCAGCGGCUCCGCGAUGGGCUCGUCGCUGCCGCCGCCGGUAGCGCGGUUCGUGUCUCUGAUCGGCGACAAGAAGAUGAUGGCUGCGCAGCUGCAGGAGAUGCACGUCGACCUCGAAAAGAUGCCUCUCGGCUCCAUCUCGACGGCGCAGAUCAAGCGCGGCUACGAGGCGCUCACGCGCGUCGCGACGCAGCUGCAGACGCCGGCGGCAGACGGCGACGAGCAGAAGCACCGGCUGCUCACGCUGACGACGCACUUCUACACGACGAUCCCGCACAAGUUCGGCCUCGACGAGGUGCCGCCCGUCAUCGACUCGCUGCCGAUGCUCAAGGACAAGCUCGACAUGGUCGAGGCGCUGCUGCAGGUGCAAGAGUCGCAGAAGCUCUCGAAGAGCCUCGGCCCGGCCGCCGAGCAGCACCCGCUCGACGCUAUGUACGCGCAACUCCAGUGCGGGCUCGCGCCGGCGUCGGAGGCGGAGCACGAGAUGGUCCGGCGGUACGCGGCCAACACGCACGGCUCGACGCACGACACGUACAAGAUCAACGUCAAGGACGUGCUCGCCGUCUCGCGCGCGGCCGAGCAGCCGGGCUUCAAGGCGUCGCUCGCCAACCGGCAGCUGCUGUGGCACGGCUCGCGCCUGACCAACUGGGCGGGCAUCCUCUCGCAGGGGCUGCGCAUCGCGCCGCCCGAGGCGCCCGUCACGGGCUACAUGUUUGGCAAGGGCGUCUACUUCGCAGACAUGAGCUCCAAGUCGGCAAACUACUGCGGCGCCACUUCCGCCAACCCGACCGCCGUCCUGCUGCUCUGCGACGUCGCUCUCGGCUCGCAGUACGAGCGGCUCAACGCAGAGUACGAGGCGGCGGAGAGCUGCAAGAAGGCGGGCAAGGCGUCGACUUGGGGCGUGGGCAAGUUCGCGCCCGCCGACGGGGGCGCGAGCUCGAUCGAGGGCGGCGCGAUCCGCGUGCCGAUGGGCGAGGCGGGCGACUCCGAGUACAUGAAGGCCAACUUCGCGCGGCUGCAAAAGGCGGAGGGCGGCAAGGCGCGGGCGGCUCUCCUCUACAACGAGUACAUUGUCUACGACGUCUCGCAGAUCCAGAUGAAGUACGUAGUCGUGUGCGAACUCGAGUUCGACGGCUGAGGGUGGCGGCUGCUGCGGCGGAGUUUGCGCCGGCAGCGGGCAGCGCCGACUCCAACCCACCCGGCGCCUCUCUCCCAGGGGCGGGGAGGCGGGUAAGUUGCCUCUCUCGAGUACAGAGUACAGGUAGCGUCUUUGGGGCGGGUUCGGGGUUGCACACGGACCGUUUGAGUUGUUCUGCGGGAUGGCCAUGUGGGGAUGGCGCGGGGCGCGGGGCGGGGGGGCGGCAGUGAAGCCGUAUGGGCGCCAGAGAGGCGCAGCGCGGCGAGCGGCCCCCCUGCCAGCAAGCGCUAGUAUGCUAGUACCGGUCGGUUCGCACACGCUAAGUUCUAAGUAAACCAGACUUGCUCUC
Molecule: messenger RNA, 3712 nt
Organism: Emiliania huxleyi CCMP1516
Lineage: Eukaryota; Haptophyta; Isochrysidales; Noelaerhabdaceae
Exons: 5
Coding region: 1-3363 (1120 amino acids)
Molecular function (GO): zinc ion binding; DNA binding; NAD+ poly-ADP-ribosyltransferase activity
Source: RefSeq, a predicted model, not a curated record